AUGACCAGCAGGCUCAAACGGAAACUCAACGACCUCGGGGUGGAUCCCUCCAGCUCCAAGGCGAACGAAUCUUUCUGCCUGAUCGGCACACCGCUGCCUCCGCUUGAGAAGAGCAAGGACACGGGCGAGUUCGUCCCUCUCUGGAAGCAGGAGGUGCGCGAUGAGAAGGGUCGGCGGCGGCUGCACGGCGCCUUCACCGGCGGGUUCUCCGCGGGCUACUUCAACUCGGUCGGCUCGAAAGAAGGAUGGGCGCCGUCGACGUUUGUGUCCUCGCGCACGGAGCGUGCGAAGGCGAAGGCGGCGCGCCCCGAGGACUUCAUGGACGAGGAGGACCUCGCGGAGCUGCAGGACGGCAGGAAGCUGGUGGACGAGCAUGAGGAGAUGGACUUCGGCGGGACGGAGAGGGAGCUGAAGCAAAAGGCGAGCGCGGAGGAAGAGGAGAAGGACGACAUUACUGCUACCCUAGAGGCCUCGCUCGCCCCUGCGCCGAAGGACUCCGUUGGUGCACGGAUUCUCAAGAAGAUGGGCUGGCGUCUCGGACAGGGUGUCGGUCCGCGAUUAGCCUACGCUCAGCGGCGCGCGCAGCUGGGGCCCCUUGCACCGAGUGAACAGGAUGAGGACGAGGAGGCUAAGAAGCAUAUGUACCCACGGAGAGAUGCACCUGUUCUGAUUGCCCCCCGAAAAGACAACUUUCACGGGCUCGGCUAUACUCCAGGCAUGAGCCUAGAGGAAGCUGUCGGGCGGAAUGCGAGGGAGGGUCCUCAAUUAGCAGCUGGCUUCGGCCUAGGAGCACUGAACGACGCGGACGAAGACGACCUGGACGUGUACGAUAGCAGCAUGGGCACGGGCAGGAGUGGACGAUCAAGGAUGGCGUAUGACGCUGUGGACGAUGAAGACACGCGAAUAACGAUGGGUCCCUCCAGCUCGAGACGCGGCGCUCGAAGCCAGGCAUCUAGAGUCGCAUCCACCUCCGCAACGCAAACAUUCAACGACGGCCGCGCAGUCGUGAAAGGAUUCGUGCUUUCGGAUAGGCCUGUGGCUGAGGACCGCUGGUUCCCCCUACCGGAUGUUCCGCCAGGAUGGACACCCAACCCUCGACGCGUGUGGGACCAGGAGAAAGAAAAGGAAAACGCGGAGCAAACGAAGGCCGGCCAGAUUCCUCCCGGCAAGGUUACACCCAAGACUCACGCGGAAUGGAAGGAUAGCUUCAUGUCUGCAGAUCAGCGAGGAUCUAUGCUGGGCGAGACACCGCUGCCGUCGCAAGCACGCUCCGUUUUCGAUUACAUGUCGCAGAAAGAUCGCGAGCGUCUACAAAAUAUCAAGAACGCUGCUCUCACCGCUCCGGCCACUCCUUCCAUUGCUGCCCCGCCACCCCCUCCACCUCAUGUGCCCGGUCAGAUUGAGGUCCCUACACUACAUCCCUCGAUCGCCAAGGCCGCUUUGUCUGGAUUUCAACCCUUCACUGCGGACCCCGUCAAGCAGUCGCGGUACACUGCCUUCCUCAACUAUCAGGCGAAUCGGGAAAGCGUAGGUGGUCCCUCCGGUAUAGGCGUCGGUCCCAUGCCUGGACAGAGCGCCGAGGAGUUCAACAAGGAGCUCGGGGAUUAUGCAAAGUCAGCGACGGUGUUCAAGCCGCUUUCAGCCGCGAUGGCUGGGCGCUUCCGGAGUGCAGUAAUUGUCGAGACCGGGCCGCAGAUUGUGGAGGGCCUGCAUCAACCCGUACCAGCUGCCGAACCAAGUGCAGACGAAGAGCAGGAGAAUAAGGAGGACGAAGAUCCGCGGAUGGGCGCGGUGCGGAUGGGCAUGUAUGGCCCGCUGACGCGCGAAGUCAACCCAUGGCAGCCGGCGCGACUGCUCUGCAAGCGGUUCGGCGUGAAGGACCCAGAGGUGGACAUGACGGCGGAGGCUGGUGCGGCGACCGCGGACCUUGCGAUGCCCACCGCCGCGGCGAAGAACGCGGAUGCGGAGAUGGCGCAAGCGUUUGCGGGUGCUGCGCCGGGGUCCAAGUUCGUCAGCGCCGGGGCGAUCACGGAUGGCUCUGAGGCGGCGGCGGGCGGGCGGAGGAACGGGCCUCGUGAUAUGGCGAAUGUGGGCCUCGGGGAGGACGAGGAUCAGGGCAGAGACACGCUCACUUAUGAGCGGCCAGCCAUGGACAUCUUCAAAGCGAUCUUCGCCAGCGACGAUGAGGAUAGUGACGAAGAAGACGCUGAGGACGAGGAGGUGCAACGCGAGUCGAGUGGCGCCGUAUCUACAGCCGCGAACACGGCUGGGGUAAAGACAGAAGAGGUUCCGUCGCACCUCGCUCUCGCAGAGUCCGCUACUCCUAAGAAGAUUGAUUUGGCAACCUUCAAACCAACCUUUGUCCCCCGUGGUGACCGAGAGUCGAAGAAGGAGAAGACAAAGGAUAAGGACAAGAAGGAUAAGAAGAAGAAACCAAAAGCUGCUCUUCUGACCUUCGACGUCGACGAGGAUGGCUUGGGCGCUGCUGACCUCGGAGCGCCUCCCUCGAGUCGACCGAAAACCAAGGACAGGACGAAGGACGGGGAGCGGAAGAAAAAGAAACGAAAGGAGCAUAAAGACGAAGACGAAGACGACAGUAUGUGGGUGGAAGCGCCUCCACCCGAGGUCCUGAAGAAGAUACCUGCGGCAGCCAUAUCGCCUUCGCCCUCGAAGUCACCACUAGAUGUCGAGAUGCAUCCGCCCUCGCUAGAGGUCAACAAAGCACCGAGGGCUCGGAAACGAGCAAUAGACUUUAUGUAG
Messenger RNA from Fomitopsis serialis, 2760 nucleotides. RefSeq lists its product as uncharacterized. Gene Ontology annotation, biological process: mRNA processing. NCBI's taxonomy places the organism in Eukaryota, Fungi, Basidiomycota, Agaricomycetes, Polyporales, Fomitopsidaceae. Gene Ontology annotation, cellular component: nucleus. The transcript is spliced from 7 exons. Bases 1 to 2760 code for a protein of 919 amino acids. Gene Ontology annotation, molecular function: RNA binding. The record is from RefSeq and is a predicted model, not a curated record.